AUGCAGAAAUACAGAGACGCGGUGUUGAGAACCCUGCGCGAGUUUGAGGGAUACGAGAUACACCAGGUACCGAGAGAGCAGAACGCCGACGCCGACAUGCUCUCAAAGCUAAGUACCGGAGUCCCCAACCACAUUAGGAAGAUCGCUCGACUGGAAGACCUCGAGACUUCAAGUAUCGACGUUUCGUGGGUCUUCCCUGUGCAGACUAGGGAGCCAUGUUGGAUUGAUCAUAUCAAACGAUACAAGGCAGAUGGCACCCUACCGCUAGACGAGGCAGACCGCAAAGAUGAAGCAAAGUUGGUGAUAAAAGAGGUCCAUGAUGGGGUAUGCUCCGCGCACCAAGGGGCGUACACCAUCGCACGCCGCAUCAUGUUACAAGGGUAUUUUUGGCCCAAAAUGCUGAGGGACUGCGCCGAGUAUACAAAGCGAUGUCCCAAGUGCCAAGAAUUCCAAGCACUGCCGGGUCGACCUGCGACGAACUACACCCCGGUAAGCACCGCGAUUCCUUUUUCGAGAUGGGGAAUUGACCUGGUAGGGGCCCUUCCCACGGGGACUGGAAACAGGAAGUACAUCAUUGUGGCCGUCGACUAUUUCACGAAAUGGGUAAUCACAGACAAUGGCCGUCAGUUCGAGGCACGAGAAUUUUCAGAAUUCUUAGCAGGAUGGGGCGUUAAACAUAGCCGGGUGGCGGUAUCUUAUCCUCAGGCGAAUGGGCAAGUGGAGAAUGCGAAUAGAACCAUCCUCGACGGCCUCAAGAAAAAGCUAGAAGCUGGCAGAGCCUGGGUGGAAGAACUCGACGACAUCCUCUUGGCCUAUCGCACGACACCAAGAAGGGCCACCGGGGAAACCCCGUUCACACUCGCCUAUGGAUUUGAAGCUCGGGCCCCGGUGGAAGUAAUCAUACCUAGUAGAAGGGUGGAGGAGUUCGAGUCAGAACAAAAUGAACUCCACCAAAGGGUGGAUCUGAACUUCUUGGAUGAAAAAAGAGAAGCGGCAUUCUGCAAGAUGGAGAACUACGGUCGUCAGCUAAAGUCCUACCAUGACGCAAAAGUCCGACCCCGGUACUUCCAGGUCGGCGACCUUGUGUUGCGAAGAAGGGAAGCCAGCCAACCCCUUGAAGGGGAAAAAUUCGCAAAGAAAUGGGAGGGGCCUUACGCCGUGGAGGAAGUCGUUCGCCCAGGAACAUACAAGUUAAAAACUACAGGGGGAAGAAUGAUCGAUCGGGUAUGGAACUCGGAACAUUUGAUCAAGUACUUUCCUUAA
Molecule: messenger RNA, 1263 nt
Organism: Ipomoea nil (Japanese morning glory)
Lineage: Eukaryota; Viridiplantae; Streptophyta; Magnoliopsida; Solanales; Convolvulaceae
Exons: 3
Coding region: 1-1263 (420 amino acids)
Biological process (GO): DNA integration
Molecular function (GO): nucleic acid binding
Source: RefSeq, a predicted model, not a curated record